GUUUUCUCAUAUAUAAGUCAUAUUUACAUUUCUUUUAUGUUCAUGUCUAUUGUUUUAUUGCAUGUGGUUGGUUAUGAUCCGUAUAUGUGUUGUUGCUCUUAUUAAUAAUAUUUCGUUCUGCCAAAAAAAUAUUUAAAAAUGAAUACACUUGGUAAACGUAGAGGAAUAGUUAGUUCACAUGAAACAGGUGAAAGUUCUACAGCCCGUUCUUUUCAUAGACAGUCACGGCGACAACGAUUACUUAAUGGUCCGUCUACAUUAUCAUCUGAGGCUGUACAAAGGCCGCUUCCUUUGUAUUCUGAUUGUGGAGAUUGUCGCUAUGUUUGUGAAUACUGCAGUGCUAAGUUUUGGUAUGCAGAAAGGGUUGUACAUUGGUCUCGUGUUGAGCAUCCUCGCUAUACUCAAUGUUGUAAAUUAGGGGCUGUAAGGUUGCCGUUUCCUAUUCAGCCGCCUUCCGUCAUCAAGCAAUUGUUUGAGGACAGUGAUUUUUUGGAAAAUAUUAGAGCAUACAAUAGCAUGUUCUCUAUGACAUCGUUUGGGGCGGACAUUGAUGAGACAGUUAACGAUGGUCGUGGCCCUUAUGUUUUUAAGAUAUCAGGACAAGUUUCCCACUGGAUUGGGUCUUUGUGCCCACCAUCUAAUGAGAAGCCUCGGUUUUUGCAAUUAUACAUUUAUGAUACCGAGAACGAGGUUUCAAACAGGCUCCGCUUUUUUGGAGACUCAACUCAAUGUAGUCUUUCUGCUGAUAUUGUUAAAACACUUACUGAUGUGUUAGCCACCCAUAAUAAGUACGUGCAUGUUUUUAAAAAUGCUAAGGAGAUGGCUGAUCCAACUGAGAACAACUACUUUGUACGCCUUUACAACAAUGUACCUGAUAGAAGAUAUGGCCCCCCCUUUCCAGGUACCUUAGGCGGUAUUGUAUGUGGUGAUGACGCUAACUCUAGCGAGUACGAUAUCAUCGUACACUCAAAGGACGGAAUACCUCAAAGAGUUAGUAAGUUACACCCAUCUUAUAUGCCAUUACAGUACCCAUUGUUGUUUCCAUUUGGUGAAGAAGGCUGGUCACCACGUUUUCAUUUGCAUCAAGUUCAUAGUACCAAAGAGAAGAGGUUGACGGUUAACAUGUAUUAUAGUUAUCAAAUCCACGAUCGAGCUGGUAUCUAUUCUCUUCUUUUACAUGGUGGCCGCCUAUUUCAGCAAUACUUAGUUGACGCGUAUACAUGUGUUGAACAAAAUAGGCUCACCUACUAUAAUACACAUCAAGAUCAGUUACGAUCUGAGUAUAUUGCUGGUGUCUAUGAUGCUAUUUCUAGAGGUGAUACAGAAUCCCGCGAAAUAGGCAAACGGAUAUUCUUGCCUGCUUCAUUUACUGGUGGCCCGCGAUAUAUGCAUAGACAUUAUCAAGACGCAUUAGCGAUUUGUAGGGUUCAUGGCAACCCUCAAUAUUUCAUCACAUUCACCUGUAAUGUUAAGUGGCCUGAAAUUACAAGAUACAUGGACAACAUUGGCAGCAAAAAUUCUCAACACCGUCCUGACAUUAUAGCUCGCGUUUUUAAGUUAAAAGUAGCAGAUUUCAUAAAGUUUAUGAAAACUGACAAAACCUUUGGAGAUGUCGCAGCAUACUUAUAUACAAUUGAGUUUCAAAAAAGGGGAUUACCACAUUGCCAUACUUUAUUGUGGGUGACGGAAGCUUAUAAAAUACAGGAUGCUGCUGCUGUUGAUAAUUACAUUACAGCUGAAUUUCCCGAUCCACAGUCAGAAGCGUGUCUGUAUCAAACAAUUACUGAAUGCAUGCUUCAUGGGCCUUGUGGUUUGUUAAACCCUACCGCUCCAUGUAUGCGUGAGGGUAAGUGUUCAAAGAAUUUUCCAAAAUCUUUUCAACCUGCUACAACAUUCGACAAAGAUGGAUAUGUUCAUUACAAAAGGAAUGCUGGUAUUCAUCAUGUGUUGCGAAGUGGAAUCCGCGUUGAUAACGGUUAUGUAGUUCCAUAUAAUAAACGCUUGUGUAGCCGUUUUAAUGCACACAUAAAUGUUGAAUAUUGUGGCUGGAACAUGUUGAUCAAAUAUCUAUUCAAAUACAUCUCUAAAGGAGUUGAUCGUAUAAGAUUUGUUAUACAGAAAUCUGAAAAUGAUGCAGCUUCCACAUCUGCUGAGUCAACUCCUGUCAUCAAUGAAAUUCAGAAUUUUGUUGAUGGCCGCUUCAUUUGUCCACAUGAAGCAUCUUGGAGAAUUUUGAACUUCCCUAUUCAUGAACGUGAUCCUGCUGUUCAAAUCCUAGCUGUUCAUUUAGAAAACAUGCAAAAUGUUACCUUCAAGGAAAAUAGUCGUUUGCAGGCAAUCGUUAACAACCCAUCUUUUGGAAAAACAACAUUAACUGAAUGGUUGAAUAACAAUUGUAAAGAGCCAGAGGGAUUGCACCUUACAUACAGUGACUAUCCAUCUAGGUUUUGGUGGGAGUCUUCUGGUAAAGGAUGGAUUCGUAGAGCCCGGUUAGAUAGCACAGCCAUUGGUCGACUUGUAUACGUACAUCCAACAGCUGGCGAAUUAUUCUAUUUGCGUAUGUUACUUUGUCAUCAAAAAGGCUGCAAAUCAUAUGCGGAUAUUCGUACAGUCGCACAUGUUACCUACACCACCUUUCGGGCAGCGUGCGAGGCUUUGGGGUUGAUAGGCGACGAUAAAGAAUGGUUGGAAGCCUUCACUAAUGCAUCCUCAUGGGCCACGUCCUCAGAAUUGAGGUCCCUAUUUUGCCACCUGCUUCUAUUUUGUGAAGUCAGCAACCCUUUAGUUUUGUGGGAGUCUCAAUGGAGAAAAAUGGCCGAAGAUCUGUUACGUACUUUAAAUUCCGAUGCUACAAACCCAUCAUCCUUCAUAAACGAUAAUCAUUUACAACAACAAGUGCUGUUGGAGCUUCAAAAAAUCCUCAAUUCUUCGACCCCAUCAAAGUCGCUUCAAGAUUUUGGUUUGCCGCUGCCAUCAGAAACACUUCUUGCUAUCUUAAAGAAUAGACUCCUACUCGAAGAAACAAGCUAUGAUAGAUCUGCAUUGCAAGUUCAACACUCUGAGAUGCACUCGCAGCUUAAUGCAGACCAACUUAGUGUUUACAAUGCAGUCACAACAGCACAUAUUAACAAAGCUCAAAUAUUAUUAUUUGUUUACGGUCAUGGAGGCACAGGGAAGACAUUUUUAUGGACUACAAUACUCUCUUACUUUAGAUCUAUUGGAAAAAUAGUACUGGCAGUCGCCGCUUCAGGAAUCGCAUCACUUCUUCUACCUUCAGGGAGGACUGCGCAUUCACGUUUCAACAUUCCCAUAGAUCUAUCGAACGAAUCUACCUGUAAUAUUAAGAAGAAUACUCAGCUUGCAAACCUUCUCAAGCAAACAUCAAUAGUGAUAUGGGAUGAAGCCCCUAUGAGUGACCGAUGUUGUUUUGAAUGCUUAGAUCGAACACUCAAAGAUAUCCUAGAAAAUGACACACAUUUAUUUGGCGGCAUGUCAAUACUUUUAGGUGGAGACUUUCGACAGACACUUCCGGUUAGACCAAAAAGCACAAGAUCACAAAUCCUAGCUUCAACUUUACCAAACUCUUACUUAUGGCCAUCUUUUAAAGUAUAUACAUUGCAUCACAAUAUGAGGCUUACAAACAAUAAUGAUACAUCAACACAACCAUCAUCAACAUUCGCUUCAUGGUUACUAGACAUUGGAGAUGGUGAAAUAGGGCAGCCUGAUACAGAGGAUCCUCAUAAUACAAAAAUUGUUCAGAUUUCAGACAAUUUUUUAAUCCAACAAGAUCAAAACGGCCUACAAUCUCUAAUAGAGUUUGUAUAUGAAGAUGCGAUACUCAGAAAUCCGUCUGCCACAAACAUGUCAAACAGGGCAAUUGUUUGUCCAAAAAAUCAAACAGCAGAUGAAAUAAACAACUUGAUUUUGACUAUGACUGCUGGUGAAGCCAGAACUUAUAUAAGCUAUGAUUCUAUGAUACCUCACACGCAACAUGCAUCAGAUUUAGAGACUUUAUAUCCACAGGAAUAUCUUAAUCAACUUACAUUUCCUGGCAUUCCUUCCCAUAAAUUAGUUUUGAAAGUAAAUACCCCAGUCAUGCUACUUAGAAAUAUAAACCAACCAUUAGGCUUAUGCAACGGCACACGUCUGUUAGUAUCUCAGCUGUUACCAAAAGUAAUAGAAGCAUUUAUAAUUACAGGUGUCUCAAUAGGAAAACGUGUGUACAUACCUAGAAUUAAAUUCAUUCAUAAAAAUAUAGAUUUACCAUUUGUUUUUACAAGAAGGCAAUUUCCAAUAAAAGUUUGUUAUGCUAUGACCAUAAAUAAAAGUCAAGGACAAUCUCUCAACAAAAUUGGUAUCUAUCUUCCACAACCUGUCUUUACACAUGGCCAACUAUACGUUGCUUUAUCUCGUGCGACAUCCCCAAAUUCACUUAAAAUGCUAAUCACUUCUGCAGAAAGCACUACGUUGAACACAACAAAAAAUGUUGUCUUCCGCGACCUGUUGAGUCAAGUAAAUAACAAUCAGGUUGUUGUUGUUGGCCGUUUGCAUACGUAUAUCAUAUAUGAUAUAUAUUUACAUCAUACACUAACUAUUAUUGCAAUAGCAUAUGCAUUCCGUUAUUCUCUUUAAUAAUAAUAUACAAUUACGUUUU
This is a messenger RNA of Helianthus annuus (common sunflower), 4654 nucleotides long. RefSeq lists its product as uncharacterized. The transcript is spliced from 2 exons. Gene Ontology annotation, biological process: DNA repair; telomere maintenance. The record is from RefSeq and is a predicted model, not a curated record. The coding region runs from base 139 to 4632 and encodes 1497 amino acids. Gene Ontology annotation, molecular function: ATP binding; DNA helicase activity. NCBI's taxonomy places the organism in Eukaryota, Viridiplantae, Streptophyta, Magnoliopsida, Asterales, Asteraceae.